Molecule: messenger RNA, 525 nt
Organism: Naegleria gruberi
Lineage: Eukaryota; Heterolobosea; Eutetramitea; Acrasida; Naegleriidae
Exons: 2
Coding region: 1-525 (174 amino acids)
Molecular function (GO): hydrolase activity
Source: RefSeq, a predicted model, not a curated record
AUGUCUUCAACAACAGAAAGCAAGUACAGAAAUCCAUCACUCACAGUUGAUGCGAUCGUUCCGAUCAAAACAAAUGAAGGGUUUCAAGUUUGUUUAAUUACCAGAGGAAGAGAUCCUCACAAAGGAUCUUUGGCAUUUCCUGGUGGCUUUGUUGAUUAUAUGGAAGAUCCGGAAGUUGCUGUUAUUAGAGAACUUGAUGAAGAAACACACUUGAAAGGAACACAAAUUAAAUUAAUUUGCGUAGCAGGAAAACCAAAUCGUGACCCAAGAAGACAUACCGUCUCUAUAGUUUAUGCUAUUAAAUUAGAUGGUCCUAAUGCCUUAUUCUCCCUGCAGGCUGAUGACGACGCUCAAAAUGUGGGCUUUUUCAAGAUGAAUGAAUUGAUUUCAAAGGCUCAUCCAUUAGCUUUUGAUCAUCAGGAAAUAUUUGAAAAGUUUAGUGAAUGGUUCGAAAAGGAGGGAAUUACUGAAAAUUUCUACUAUACCUUGAGUAAGGAAGAAGAGGAACAUUUGAAUAAGAAAUAA